AUGGCACGCCUGUCCGGUUUGCAGCGCGAGGUUCUGUCCCUCUACCGCAAAUGUCUUCGUGAAACACGAAAGAAGCCUGCUGACGUCAGGCCGAAUUUUCUUCAGUUCACUCGAUCAGAAUUCCGUCAACACCAAAACUACGACAAGAAGGACUUUGGCGCCAUCGAGUACAUGCUCCGCAAAGGCCAGCGUCAAUUGGAAAUAUACUCUUCUCCUGGUAUCCGAAAUGUCAUGAAGUAA
Molecule: messenger RNA, 240 nt
Organism: Aureobasidium melanogenum CBS 110374
Lineage: Eukaryota; Fungi; Ascomycota; Dothideomycetes; Dothideales; Saccotheciaceae
Exons: 3
Coding region: 1-240 (79 amino acids)
Biological process (GO): mitochondrial respiratory chain complex II assembly
Cellular component (GO): mitochondrion
Source: RefSeq, a predicted model, not a curated record